Seminavis robusta is the source of this 795-nucleotide messenger RNA. The record is from the annotation of a GenBank genome assembly. NCBI's taxonomy places the organism in Eukaryota, Bacillariophyta, Bacillariophyceae, Naviculales, Naviculaceae.
AUGAUGCAGAGGAAGAAUCUUCUCUACCAUCAGAUUGCUCUUGUUCUGUUGUUCUUUUUUAGCUUGACACCACUACUGUCAAGGGCUUUGGCUCCCACCCUCCAAGCAGACUCUGAAAAAGGGACAGCAGACGAUGGAUUGGUCUCUGUGUACCGAAUUGUAGAGCCAACCGGUGCUACCGAAGUGUUGCCUGCUUCCUACGUAAAAUCGUUUUCUCGAUGGACGCUUGACGAUGGGGGCACGUUGAUCCCUCUUCGUAGUAGUAGUAGCCAUGAAGAAGGAGAAUGUGAUGCCGACUUGGAAUCUACUAUCACAAAAAUCAUCGUUCGACCGACUCUGAAUGUGAUCCUUCGACCGGGCGCAAUCCCUGCCUAUGUUGCCGUGGGGCUAUUGGUUGUGGGGGACCACAAUAAUCACUUGGCGCAACAAUGGACGUCGUUUCAAGGAACGAGCCAUGCCCAAUUUCGAGUCGAACUGUUCUGGGGAGGCGCCAAUGGGAGUGACCAAAGGGUGGGAGUAGUUCCUCCUGGGACGGUUCGAAAAGCCUUGGAACAAUUCGGGGUUGCCCUGGCCACGACGACGCACGAGAAACUUCAGGAUGGAUUUCAUAUCGUUUCCGUACCCUUGCAGAUGCAAGACAUGUCGGCGGAACGACCUACGAAAGAUGCCACCUGGUUUACAUGUUUGGCAUUGACCACCCAAGAAGCAGUACAAGUGUUGCAAAUGGACCCAGCGCAAGUUCAGACACUGGCUCUUUCCAAACUGCAAGUGGAAGCUGCCAAAGUUUUGGUUUGA